AGUUCUAGGAUUAACGCUACAUUGGACGUCUUAAGCUGUCACGCGUGUUGAGCGGCUCAGCAUGAACGGGGUAAAAGUGACGCCCCAGCGCGAGGGGUUUCCCCCUCCCCAAGAUGCGCCCCUGCCGGACCAGGACGUGGCGCAGGUGCGGCUCCUGAUCUCGGUGGCGGUGGCCGUGUUCGUCGUCUUAGUUGUGGUAAUUUGGAAAGUUUUCCAAGCAAGAAAGAGCAGUCGGACAGCAGUGCUUCUGGCUGGUCUGUGUGACUCAGGAAAAACGCUUCUAUUUGUUAGGCUCUUAACAGGAAAUUUCCGAAAUACUCAGACUUCCAUAACUGAUGGUUCUGCCUUAUACAGAAUAAAAAAUGACAAGAAUAGGAAUGUGACUUUAAUUGACCUCCCUGGCCAUGAGAGCUUGAGGCUUCAGUUCCUGGAUAAGUUCAAGACUGCAGCUAGGGCAAUUGUGUUUGUUGUGGAUAGUGUAGCUUUCCAACGGGAGAUGAAAGAUGUGGCAGAAUUUCUGUACCAGCUCCUAAUUGACAACACAAUUCUGAAAAAUGCACCUCCCCUCUUAAUAGCCUGUAACAAACAAGAUGUUACAAUGGCAAAAUCUUCUAAGCUUAUACAACAGCAACUGGAAAGAGAGCUCAAUACCUUACGAGUGACCCUCUCUGCUGCCCCAAGUACCAUGGAUAGUUCAAGCUCGGGAUCUGUCAUUCAGCUUGGGAGGAAGGGAAAGGAGUUUGACUUCUCUCAGCUGCCCAUGAAAGUUGAAUUUAUUGAAUGUAGUGCCAGAGGAAACAAGGGAGAGGAGGGUAGUGCUGACAUUAAUGACUUGGAAAAAUGGCUAGCAAAAAUUGCCUGAGAAUAAGAAGGUGGCAAAGAAUAUGCCCUGGGAAGAGUAAGUAUUGGAAUGAGGCAUGCAAUUUAAUAGAGCAAGAACUUGAGUUUUAAAUAGCAGUUUGGCUAGGAAAAGAUGCACACUUGGAGGUUGGAGCAAUGGUGAGGAUAUUCAGUCUCUUGCUCGGGAAAGUUUUUAGUUUCUAUUCAUUGUUCACAGGCUCUGCUGAAGUAUCCUUGUUCUUUAAAUAUAGCCUAGCAAGGUGUAGCCUCUUUUCUGCUUCCUAUUCUCAUUGUAGGUAAUUUUUCUACUCUAUUUUAGGAAAAGACCCCUUAAAAGGAGAACCCUUGUUACACAAAAGUCUCAAAAUGAAAAGGAUCAUGUCUAGAUAUUCCUAGAUUCAAAUUUCUUUGCUUCUGUUUUCCUUCCAAUACUCCUCUCAUCUGAAACUUAUUACUUUAUUGUUUCAUUCUCUAAAAGAUUUUAUAGCAUUCUGGAAUGAGUAGAAUUUACUAUUGUAACUAUAGUAAUGUGACUUCUAAAAAAAAAGAAAUAGGCAACUACUUUGAAUAUUCUGUACAAUGCCUAACAGUGGUAAUCCUAUCACUUGAUAUGUGCUGUUUUGCUUCUAAAAUUGACUGAAUAAUUAAUUGGUACACAAAAUUUGAAAAUCUCAACUUCCUUCCUUCCUUCCGCACUGUGAUGUUAUUUCAGGAUUUAGACUGUGCUUCUGAUAGACACUUCCCUACUCUUUUCUGAUACACAUUUGGAUUACUAACUUCUUAGCAAAUGUUAAAUUAUAUAGCAUCUUCAUGGAAAGAGAGUGCCAAGUUUGUAAAUCUACUGAAAUGUAACAUGCUCCCUUCUGAGCAUAUUGCAUUUUAGUAUAUUUAAAACUUCCAUUAGUGCUUUAAGAUGUGUCAUUCAAUCAGCUCUUGAAAGAUGUUUCUCCUGUAGUAUGUUCAAUGUUCAAGAGGAGUAACCAUUAGAAAUGCGUACCUGUGGUUCUCUAUCAGACAAGAUGUAACUGUUCUCAGUUAUAUUCUUGUUUGACAGUGUAUUUUAUAUGCCAUACGUUAUACAGAAGAAAUAGGUAACUUAUUUUUUUUUUAGUCUGUCACAAGCUGGACUUGAUACUUUUUCUAGAUGAGUCUCAUUUCCCAAAAGUGUAGUCUGUAAAAAAAAGUGAUACACAGAAAACAAAUUUGUACAUGUAAUGUCCUGUACUUGUAAUGUCCUGUACUUGUUACUAAAGACCAAGUUCUAUUAAAAUGUUUUUCUUAAAUUGCAUGAAUUGGUCCCUAAUAUUUAUGUAUAUCCCACCAAAAUCUGUUCAGUAUUAGUAGCUUCACAGUUUGCUCUGAAGUAUAGACUUAGAAAUAGCUUUUUGUGCAUUGGGUGACUUGCAAGUAGAACAUCAGGGGCAUGCCUCUAAGCUAUGUUUGAGCUUAGGAAUGAAAUUGUGCUCUAUUGCUUUUAUUUCAUAAGCUUUUUGCCAAAUCCAGAAUAAAAGUGAUAAAUAAAUCAUGAGAACUCUGCUUGCCAUGAGACCCAUGGGCCACACUGUCCUUGAAAAGCUGCAAAGGUGUAGAAAACCACACAUUUUACAUUAUUAUUUAUGUCUACAAAUAUUUGCCUAACAUACCUCUGAUUUUCUCAGUCACAUUUUCUUUAAAUAGAACGUUCAGAGUGCAUUUUUAAACAUGGUUAUUUUUGCUUGUGAAAGUCUUAUGACUCUUGCUACAAAAUUCUAUAGGAUUAAAAGAUUUAUUUUAACAGGAGUUACUGUAUAUUUUUUUGUAUUUCAGUUCUAAAUUGUAAUUGCAGAGGGAGGCUGAAAGGAAGUGAUGAUGUUGUAGAACUUAAUUUGGUAUAGGAUGUAAACAUUAAUUCCUGGAGUGGUAUCAAAUUGCAGCAUGUAAAAAAUUAUAUCACAGUUAUAACCAACAUUAAAAAUCUCUCUACUGCAGGAUGUUGGGUUUAAAGAGAACCCUUCAAGUUCGAGAAAUGCUGGAUUACAUGUGUGAAUACGAUUGUUUUAUAUGUAGCAAUAAAAAUACCUUAUAUAUAUUUUAAUGUGGAUUUACAAACACAGAAUUACAAGGCAGUUUUGUCGAAACAGCAUCUUAUGAAAGAUAUAUAUGUUGUCUGUUUUUGUAUUUAAAUAAUUGCUGGAAUAAAAGUAAAUAAAAAUAUUUUUGUAUUGCAA
This is a messenger RNA of Notechis scutatus (mainland tiger snake), 3047 nucleotides long. RefSeq names its product SRP receptor subunit beta (gene SRPRB). The record is from RefSeq and is a predicted model, not a curated record. Lineage: Eukaryota; Metazoa; Chordata; Lepidosauria; Squamata; Elapidae. Gene Ontology annotation, molecular function: GTP binding.